GAAGGAUACAGUUUCCUCUCAUCAAAAUUGAUCUAUCGUUCUCUCUGCUCCCCAGGCUCGCAGUCGUAGUAUACUGGUACGUCAGUCCGGGCGACAUGCUGAGGAUGCCAUAAGCGGCAACUGUUUCCCCAGACCGGUUCACCGCCUUGGCCAGCUUCCCUUCGCGGCUUUUCCCUAUCGGGGCGAAUCCACAACCGACUCACUUAUGAACUUCACCACCUGCUCGCAUCCUCCACCUUCCCCUACUACUCUUUUCUCCUCUCUUCCUUUGGUCUUCCUCUCGUAAUAGCGCUUACCGUCGGCCUCUAUUGCUUUUUAGCACGUCUCUUACUCUAUUCUUUUGAGUCUUUGCUCUUGCGGUCUUCAAUAGCUUUCUCCCAGCCCCAUAUUCUUGCCCACCAUGUCCGGUGAAGCCUGGCUCUAUCUGUUGGCGGUGUUGAUCAACGCCGUCAACUUGUUCCUUCAAGUCUUCUUCACGAUUAUGUACAGCGACUUGGAAUGCGACUACAUUAACCCGAUCGAUCUCUGCAACCGUCUCAACGCUUACAUUAUCCCCGAAGCUGCUGUUCAUGCAUUCCUUACCAUCCUCUUCGUCAUCAAUGGCUACUGGGUCGCUAUUGUACUUAACUUGCCUCUGUUGGCGUUCAAUGCCAAGAAGAUCUACGAGAACCAGCACUUGUUGGAUGCGACCGAGAUCUUCCGCAAGCUGAACGUGCACAAGAAGGAAUCCUUCAUCAAGCUGGGCUUCCACCUGAUCAUGUUCUUCUUCUACCUCUACAGCAUGAUCGUUGCUCUUAUCCGCGACGAGUCGCACUGAAUUCGCAACAAGGCGGACCACGCGAUGCGCAACGGCCGCCCGGGCUAAUGUAUCGCGGGGCGUCAAGCCUUGUCCUUUCGUUGAAACGGCCUGGAUGAAGCAUUGUUCUGCAAGUAUCAACCUCGCUGCUGCAUUCCGAUUGGGUUGGAUUCGCUACACUGCAGAUAUCCGCUGGGGUGCAUUCGAUGCGACCGGGCGCCUGCAGCAGGAGAACUUGUGUAUGACGUGACUAUGAAAGAUUAUCAUUGACGACAACGACAAUGUGAAGGUGAAUUUGAGCUACUGCGGUUUUGGCUUUUUUAAUCCCGAACUCGAGGAGUGGAUGAUGG
This is a messenger RNA of Aspergillus aculeatus ATCC 16872, 1146 nucleotides long. RefSeq names its product cornichon family protein. Gene Ontology annotation, biological process: endoplasmic reticulum to Golgi vesicle-mediated transport. NCBI's taxonomy places the organism in Eukaryota, Fungi, Ascomycota, Eurotiomycetes, Eurotiales, Aspergillaceae. The transcript has 4 exons. The record is from RefSeq and is a predicted model, not a curated record. Gene Ontology annotation, cellular component: COPII-coated ER to Golgi transport vesicle; endoplasmic reticulum membrane. Bases 401 to 817 code for a protein of 138 amino acids.